This is a messenger RNA of Choloepus didactylus (southern two-toed sloth), 3459 nucleotides long. RefSeq names its product calcium voltage-gated channel auxiliary subunit gamma 4 (gene CACNG4). Gene Ontology annotation, molecular function: channel regulator activity; voltage-gated calcium channel activity. The coding region runs from base 51 to 1031 and encodes 326 amino acids. The transcript has 4 exons. Gene Ontology annotation, biological process: regulation of AMPA receptor activity; postsynaptic neurotransmitter receptor diffusion trapping; neurotransmitter receptor transport, postsynaptic endosome to lysosome. Gene Ontology annotation, cellular component: postsynaptic density membrane; voltage-gated calcium channel complex; AMPA glutamate receptor complex. The record is from RefSeq and is a predicted model, not a curated record. NCBI's taxonomy places the organism in Eukaryota, Metazoa, Chordata, Mammalia, Pilosa, Megalonychidae.
GCGGGCGCGGCGGGCCGGGCCGGCGGGCGGCGGACUAUGAGGCGCCCACCAUGGUGCGAUGCGACCGCGGGCUGCAGAUGCUGCUGACCACGGCCGGAGCCUUCGCCGCCUUCUCGCUCAUGGCCAUCGCCAUCGGCACCGACUACUGGCUCUACUCCAGCGCGCACAUCUGCAACGGCACCAACCUGACCAUGGACGACGGGCCCCCGCCCCGCCGCGCCCGUGGCGACCUCACCCACUCGGGGCUGUGGCGGGUGUGCUGCAUCGAAGGGAUCUAUAAAGGGCACUGCUUCCGGAUCAAUCACUUCCCAGAGGACAAUGAUUAUGACCAUGACAGCUCGGAGUACCUCCUUCGCAUCGUCCGCGCCUCCAGCGUCUUCCCCAUCCUCAGCACCAUCCUGCUCCUGCUGGGCGGGCUCUGCAUCGGCGCCGGCCGGAUCUACAGCCGCAAGAACAACAUCGUGCUCAGCGCGGGCAUCCUCUUCGUGGCGGCAGGCCUCAGCAACAUCAUCGGCAUCAUCGUCUACAUCUCCAGCAACACGGGCGACCCGAGCGACAAGCGAGACGAAGACAAAAAGAACCACUACAACUACGGCUGGUCCUUUUACUUCGGCGCCCUGUCCUUCAUCGUGGCCGAGGCCGUGGGCGUCCUGGCGGUCAACAUUUACAUUGAGAAAAACAAGGAGUUGAGGUUUAAGACCAAGCGGGAGUUCCUGAAGGCCUCCUCGGCCUCCCCGUACGCCAGGAUGCCCAGCUACCGGUACCGACGGCGGCGCUCGCGGUCCAGCUCGCGGUCCACCGAGGCCUCGCCCUCCAGGGACGCAUCCCCCGUGGGCCUGAAGAUCGCCGGGGCCAUCCCCAUGGGCGAGCUGUCCAUGUACACGCUGAGGGAGCCCCUCAAGGUGGCGGCUGCCGCCAGCUACAGCCCCGACCCGGAGGCUGGCUUCCUGCAGAUGCACGACUUUCUGCAGCAGGACCUGAAGGAGAGCUUCCACCUGAGCAUGCUGAACCGGAGGACGACCCCCGUGUGAGCCGCCCGCCCCUCCGGCAGCUCCGGCCUCUCCCAGGACAGACAGGGGGGUGACGGAUCCUUAGGAUGGACAGAUGGAUGGUAAGCCGAAGCCAAACCCAAUCCUCCCUGAUCUCUGGAAGGCAUCGAGGGCUGGCCUAGAGAAGGUGCCCGGAGCCUGGAGUCGGGACUGCGGUGGAAGCUGGAGGCUGACUUUAUCCCCAGAAGGGUGCUGUGCCACCUCGGGGUUCCCAAAGCUCCUGGGAGGCCCCAAGAGCUUUUCCCACAUCUCCACGGCCUUCGCCAACCUGGGAAAACAAAAUUGAGCCAUUGUCUCCUCUUGGAAACACAUCUUGCCACAAGAAUGGGAUCUGGGGUCUUCGCUGGGCACCAGGAGGGUCCCUGGGCACGUGUCAGCUACUUUUUGGCCUGUGGUUCCCGUGUCUUUUGAGCCAGAACCAAGGAAAUCGAGGCGCUCUCUCUUCCUGUCUGUCUGUCUGUCUCUCAGUCUCUUUCCGGCAGUGUGGCCUGUUGUUGAAAAGCAGGGAUCCUGAGGCGAAAGCCCCAUGGCCGCCUGGUGCUUCAGCCUCUGUGCUGUCCCGGGGCUGUGUCACUGGAUCUGCGAGACGGAGGCCUGCGGGGGGAUGGGGCAGAGGAGGCCUUGGCGGGCCUGGGCGUGAGUGUUGCUGAGCUUUCCUAUCUGUUUCUGGAAGUUUCUGCCUGGCGUGAGGGAAAGACCAGGGGCUGUCGGUCUGCUCCCACCACAGGCCAGUGCAGGACGGGCCGACUGUGCUUGAGGGCCUGGGGCAGCCCGCUGGUCAGAGGACAGCCUUUUGCUGUGCCCUCCCCACGGGUCCCAGGACGUCCACCCGAGGAGCAGCUCCGUCCCACAAGCGGCGUGGCCAGGGAGGGACGGACACCCCCGGCUGACCUCUGACACGGGCAGCCUCAAUCCUGUGUGAAAAAAGGGAGACCCAAGGUGAACCGCUGCCAAAAAAAAAAAAAAAAGAGAACAAAUCCAUUUCCAAGGUGGUUAUUAGGAGAGCAAGUUGCAUUCAUUUCAUCUUAAAAAGUAACAGCAACACCUCCCCUACUUCCUAUUAUUAUAAUUUAUUCUGCUACCCCCUAAAGGACUUGAUGGAGGAAGUUUGGAUAAAGGACAGAGUUGUGCUUUUCUGUCAUCUUACAAAAGGAACAGAGCUCUCAGCAUUAGAUUUGCAACAGAGGAAGCAGGUUCAAGGUCUUGCUUUUUCCAGCCGUUUUGCUUUUCCUCCCGAAGCAAGCAAAGGAAGUGGAAACGUGUCCAGGUUUCAGAAGAAAAACUCUCCUGACCAUGGAGCUUGCCCUCUUUUAUAUAAAACACGUGCUUUCUAAAGAUAAAUUGUUUCUUACUUUUUGAGACUUCUUAAUUCGAUUUUGAACAGUCGUCUGUGAUCCCGGUAGCCGUUGUACUUAGGAGCGAGGAGCAAACUUACCUCAGCCAGCUGCUCACGGCGCCCCCCGGGUGAACUCGGCCCCCGGGAGCAAAGCGGGUCCCUGCUGCCUGGGGAUGACGCCAUCGUCACGCCCACCCUCCUUCCCACCCAGGAGAGGAAACCUGCUCACGUGCGGCCUCCGCGUGCCCCUGUGCGCUGGUGAGCUGAGACGGGGGAUGCCCCAGGGCCCCUCUGCUCGCCCGAAACCCUUUGCUCCGGUUGAGGUUGGCUCUGGCGGUGUCUGCAAGCAUGCACAGCAGUGAACCGGAAGCACCAGGGUUCGCUGCCUGCCCCGCUGUAGGUCCACCCGUCUGUCUGCCCACCACUCCCCCCAGCACCACCUCCCCCAUCCUCCCUUCUUACCCAGGCUGAAGGAAGGGGACGUACUCUGUAGACCCUGCCAUCCAUCAAGGCCCCAAGACUCUUCUGUGACUUCCAAAAGCCAGGCAGCCUUGCAGUUGCUUCCAGGUAGGCCACUGCCCCACCCACCCAGAAGUUUCCAUGACUCCAUGGAGAAAGCUGUGUUCCAAUGAAUCCUACCUCUUUCCCAGUCCCAGGCAGAGAGCCCAGCGCCCAUGCUAGGGACCAAGGAGGAGUAGAAAGAAGGGGUAGAAGAGACAGAGGGUGACAGAAGCACAGGGAGCAAACCCACCUCCGAUCCUUUGGCCUUCGCAGACAUUCCCACCGCCGCCCAGCCCCCGGGAGAGCCUGCCUCCGCGUGCACCCCGUCGUCCUGCAUCCCGGCCUGGACUUGCCCCGGGGAAGAGAAGGCAGCGCCAGCUCCGGCCACCAGGUGGUCUCAGGCCAUUCUCCCCCCCGCCCGGGGUUGUGGUGGCCCAUCCCGCCUUCUCACACACCUCCAGCCCCUCCAGCUCCCGUGUGUUCCACCAGAUAAGCACCCUGUGAAUCUGUACCCACUCCUGGUUUGGGGUUGUUGCUUGUCUUUUUUUUAAUUAAAGAAAAAUGUUUUUAAAA